CAUGAUAUGUAAAUUAGUUGAUCGGGUAAAAUCAGUCAGUGCUGAGAUGAGCUAGAAGUCAGUACGCGGUCAGUCGGCAUGCCAAGGGGGCUUGACCCAAUUCCUUUAGUUAUUUUUUUUUUGUGCAUACUUCAACAUCGAAAUGUCUCCAUCGGAAUCACCUCGGUUUUUCUCUGAGAAGGAGGUAGCCAAUCAUUCCACCAAAAACUCAUGUUGGGUAUUAACGGGGACGAGAAUUUAUGAUGUGACGGGAUUCCUUCGUAUUCACCCGGGUGGAGAGGCUCUAAUAUUAAGCCAGUCAGGGAAUGAUAUCAGGAUGGAGAUGGCGGGACCCCCACACCGGCACUCGGAGAACGCAAGGCGGUGGAUGGAACAGUACUACAUCGGAGAGCUGGACACAGACGGUAGUGCCGAUGAAAUACAGACGGCGAGGGAGAGGAAGAAGACAGUGGAUGAGGAGACUUCACCCAUUAGCAAAUGCAGUCAAGUCAACCUGGACACGGACCUGGUGGACUGGCAGAAGCCCCUGGCCUGGCAGGUGGGCAACCUGGGAGAGAAAUACGAGACCUGGGUGCACCAGCCUGUGAAUCGGCCCAUUCGCCUGUUUGGGAACGAGUUCAUGGAGGCCAGCACCAAGACAUCCUGGUAUAUGGUCCCUGCUGUGUGGAUGCCACUGGUGUUCUAUCUCAGCUGGUACUGCUACACCACCUUGGCUCAGGAGACAACCAGACUAUUCGCCAGCACAGACUAUUCCUUCCUGGUGCACAAGUACAGCUUUCCGCUCAUCUUUGUGAUGGGCAUGGUCACGUGGACCUUCAUCGAAUAUUGCGUCCAUCGCUUCGUCUUUCACAUGCGCCCGCCCGCCCACAACUAUUACCUCAUCACCAUUCACUUCCUGCUGCACGGACAGCAUCAUAAGUCUCCCUACGAUGGAUCCCGCCUAGUCUUUCCUCCUUGCCUGGCCUCAGUGGUGAUAGGCAGCUUCUACCUGCUGCUGACCAAGUCCUUCCCUGAGGCCUUAGGGGUGUCCCUGUUUGUGGGGGGGCUGUUUGGGUACGUGGUGUACGACAUGAUCCAUUACUACCUUCACUACGGCUCCCCCCAGAAAAACUCCUACCUGUACAGCCUCAAGGCAUACCACGUCAAGCACCACUUUGAAAACCAAAGAGCAGGCUUUGGAAUCAGCACCACAUUGUGGGACUAUCCGUUCAACACACUUAUCCCUGAACAGACCUUUCAGAAGACUCAACUUACUCUACUCUCCACUGGGGGGCGACCUUCACCCAUCCCUCUUAGACCUGGCAAUCAACCCCUUCAAUGACGCCACACCCUUUGACCCCAGCCUGUCCCUAUAGUCUGUCUGUCCUUGUCUUUGUCUCUGGCUGGCUCUGGCUGCUUCGAACAAAACACAACACAACAACACACACUUCUCCAAUAUGUUCCACCUGUCAGUCAAAGAAGAAAGGUAUCUUUUCAGAACUGGAGAGAUGGAGGUUCGGGGUGAUUCUGUAUGUUUGUUUAUAAUCGACAACAUUAUCAAAUGAAGAUUGUAUGACUAUAAUGCAGUAAGGAGGAUGACACAUGCAGUCACAGGAUAUAACAGUCAACAUCCCGCCAGAGACCGUAUAGCCAUCAAACUCAACUCUGGACCUUGAAGUCAGUUCCACUGCGUUUUUAAUUGUUCCCCUCUAAUAAGGGACUGAUUUAGACCUGGGACACCAGGUGGGGUAAAUUCAUUAUCAGGCAGAACAGAAAUCCAGCAGGCUCCAGACCUCGUAGGGUAAGAGUUUACCAACGCUGCAGUAGAAGAGAAUAAAUGAGAGAGGGAAUGUGAAUGUGGAAGAGAGGAUGAAGAGUGAUGUUUAGGAGGGUGAAAGUUAGAGAUUAUAGUUGUCCUUAUAUACAGUUGAAGUUGUAAGUUUACAUACACUUAGGUUGGGGUCAUUAACUUGUUUUUCAACCACUCCACAAAUUUAUUGUUAACGAACUAUAGUUUUGGCAAGUCAUUUAGGACAAC
Messenger RNA from Oncorhynchus gorbuscha (pink salmon), 2017 nucleotides. Its product is annotated as fatty acid 2-hydroxylase-like. Gene Ontology annotation, molecular function: iron ion binding; fatty acid 2-hydroxylase activity; heme binding. NCBI's taxonomy places the organism in Eukaryota, Metazoa, Chordata, Actinopteri, Salmoniformes, Salmonidae. The record is from RefSeq and is a predicted model, not a curated record. Bases 143 to 1321 code for a protein of 392 amino acids. The transcript has 7 exons. Gene Ontology annotation, cellular component: endoplasmic reticulum; membrane. Gene Ontology annotation, biological process: lipid biosynthetic process; fatty acid metabolic process.